AUGCCCGGUCGCCUCAGAGUUCGACGUCCAUCUCCGACGACCGUCUCCUUUACCGUCUCAGACGCGCCUCAGCGCGACAGCUCCCCCGCGAAGAUCCUGUUCGGCCUUCAAAUCCUCCUCCGUGCAAUUCUAUUCUUCUGCGUCAUCUUUGUCGGGAUUGCCCGUCUUCGAGGUUCCUUCUUUCAAGAGAAUGGCAGAUAUGUCCGCUGGACCGAAGUGUGGUCGAGUCCGCUUGGGCUCAGUGUCUGUCGCGUGGUCGAUGCAUACAACCCGUGGGCUGUGGCGGCGACCUGCGCAUUGGUGAUCUACGGGGUUUUCUGGCGGGGCUAUACUGAGGAGUCCCUUUUGGUCAUGCGUGGCUUCGGGAUCCAGACAGCCACGUCGUCCUCGACAUAUCUAUCCACGGCAUCGACCAGGUUCAUCCCGACCACACAGAUCCAGGACAUUGUGAUCCAUGAAGCUUUCAAGGGCUUCGAGGUCCGGUUCUACUUGGCCGUGAUCGUGGAAGGGCAAGCAGAUGUAGUGGUGGUUUUCCCACAAUUACUACCCAAACGGGAGAUCUUGGAAGAAGUCUGGAGAGGAUCAAGGCGAUGUCUUUACGAUGUGAAAUCAUGA
This is a messenger RNA of Penicillium alfredii, 615 nucleotides long. Its product is annotated as PIG-H family GPI synthesis protein. Lineage: Eukaryota; Fungi; Ascomycota; Eurotiomycetes; Eurotiales; Aspergillaceae. The transcript is spliced from 3 exons. Bases 1 to 615 code for a protein of 204 amino acids. The record is from RefSeq and is a predicted model, not a curated record. Gene Ontology annotation, biological process: GPI anchor biosynthetic process. Gene Ontology annotation, cellular component: glycosylphosphatidylinositol-N-acetylglucosaminyltransferase (GPI-GnT) complex.